AUGAGACUCGAAGCUGAGAAGCGGCGACUCUUCGAAGAGAAGCGCCGCCGCAUUGAGGAGAAGAAACAAAGGCGUGAAGAAGCGAGACAAAAGCGCAGGGAAGAGCAGAUGAAACGGCAAGAAGAGAAACGACGAAAAGAGGAGGAGAAACGAAAACGAGAAGAAGAAGAAAAGCAGAAACGCGAACUGGAGCGUCUGAAAAAGGAGGAAGAACGACGAAAGAAAGAAGAAGAGAAACAGAAACGUGAGGAAGAACGUCUGAGGAAGGAAGAAACGCGACAGCGACUACAGGCGGAGAAAGAUCGAUUGGAAGAGGAAAAGGAAGAAUCACGUUUCCUACCAUUCGAAGUCAAGAAAGACAUGUUCCUGCCACCCUUGCGACGCCGAGAGCCGCUCACAACCGACCAGUUAAAAGCUUUCGAGGAAAGGAUCGAUGCGCAGUCUACUCCUCUGGACAGCCUUUAUCUCGGUCAAUUGAAUAGAGAACAGAUGAAAAGAAGAUCAAACGUCACGACUGAUGAUUCUGUCAACACAUGGAAUGCCAAACUUCCUCUGAAGAUGAAAAUGAAACUUUUGCAGUUCUGCGAAAACUAUCGCCCAGCGUACUACGGUACAUUUCAAAAGAAAUCGUCGGUAAUUACCGGUCGUCGUCCAUUAGUUCAGGACACGACAUUGUUUAAUUAUGAGGUUGACAGCGACGAUGAAUGGGAGGAAGAAUCUGUUGGUGAUGAAUGCCGAUCCGAUGAAGAAACGGAAAGUUCAAGUUCAGAGGAAGAAGGGGAAGAAAGUGAGGACAACAGCUUCUUCGUGGAGCCAGGUUAUCUGUCGUUAUCAGAAGAAGACCCUGAUGUGGAAGAUGAAUCUGUACUUAAUCCUGAAGUAAGACGGGAAAGAAUGAAGGUUCGUGCCGCAACCUGGAAGGCGGAGAACUUGGACAAGAAGUGGGAAAAGCUUAAGCCGAUCAUAAUUGAUAAUCUAUCCGCAGUGCCUUCGCUGAUCCGUUUGGUACACGGAAGCCCGGUGGGAAUCGAGAAAUUAGCGGCGGAAUUUUGUGAGUAUUGGAAGCAGAAACACAAACAGACAACUGAGAAUGGGUCGACAAACGAAGAGCGCUGUAGCAACGUGAUUUCUCGCCGACAGUUAUGCCUUAAAAUUCGAGAUAUUGCGAUUAGAGAGAAGCGCACUGACCGACCCCGGGUAUGCUGGUAUGUGCUGAACGAGGUGCUUGAUAAAUAUGGACUUCACGAUCUCCCGGUGGAGAACAGCUGGUCAUACGUGUUCAUCACCCCUAAGAGCAAUGUUCCUGAUAAUGACAGUACCAAAGUUUCUCCUCCGGCUUCUUCUCAAAGUGUUGUCUCAAAAUCAAAAAAAGCCAAAGACCUGAAAAGACCUCUGGAAGCUGUUUGCACAAUUGACAACUUUCUUUGUCAUCCUAAAGCCAAACAAUCAAAAGAUGAUGAAGAUAUUCAAAUAAUCGAAAGUAAAUGA
This is a messenger RNA of Soboliphyme baturini, 1488 nucleotides long. The record is from the annotation of a GenBank genome assembly. NCBI's taxonomy places the organism in Eukaryota, Metazoa, Nematoda, Enoplea, Dioctophymatida, Soboliphymatidae.